Messenger RNA from Tupaia belangeri chinensis (Chinese tree shrew), 1670 nucleotides. RefSeq names its product cytochrome P450 4A11. Lineage: Eukaryota; Metazoa; Chordata; Mammalia; Scandentia; Tupaiidae. Gene Ontology annotation, molecular function: monooxygenase activity; iron ion binding; heme binding. The coding region runs from base 54 to 1586 and encodes 510 amino acids. The transcript is spliced from 12 exons. The record is from RefSeq and is a predicted model, not a curated record.
AGCAGUCAGUGACAGCCAGGGGCAGUCAGUGGUACUGAGGCCUUCACUGCACCAUGAGCAUCUCUCUGCUGAGCCUCAGCACUUUCCCAGGUGGCCUGUCCAGGCUCCUCCAAGGGGUAUCCCUGCUGGGCCUGCUGCUGCUGCUGCUCAAGGCAGCCCAGCUCUACCUGCACAGGCAGUGGCUGCUCAGAGCCCUCCAGCAGUUCCCGUCCCCUCCCUCCCACUGGCUCUUCGGGCAUAAGCAAGAGUUUUACAAAGACCGGGAGCUGCAACAGAUUCUGAAAAGGGUAGAGAAAUUCCCGAGUGCCUGUCCUCGUUGGCUAUGGGGAAGCAAAGUCCUUUUCCAAGUCUAUGAUCCAGACUACAUGAAAGUGAUUCUGGGGAGAUCAGACCAGAAGGCCCGUGAUGUCUACAGAUUGGUGACUCCAUGGAUUGGGCAUGGUUUGAUCUUGUUGGAAGGGCAGACAUGGUUCCAGCACCGCAGGAUGCUGACCCCAGCCUUCCACUUUGACAUCCUCAAGCCCUACGUGAGGCUCAUGGCAGACUCUGUCCAAGUGAUGCUGGAUAAAUGGGAGAACCUCAUUGAUCAGGACACUCCUCUGGAGAUCUUGGAACACGUAUCUGCAAUGACGCUGGACACCAUGAUGAGGUGCGCCUUCAGUUACCAGGGCAGCGGCCAGCUGGACAGGAAUAACCACUCCUACAUCCAGGCUAUUGGAAACAUGAAACUCCAAUUGUUUUCCCGCCUGAGAAAUGCCUUUUACCAGAAUGACAUCAUCUACGGGCUGACUCCUGCUGGCCGCCGGGCCCUCCACACCUGCCAGAUUGCCCAUCAGCAUACAGACAGAGUGAUCCAGCUGAGGAAGGUUCACCUGCAGGAGGCUGGAGAGCUGGAGAAGGUCAGGGGGAGGAGGCACUUGGACUUCCUGGACAUCCUCCUUCUGGCCCAAGCAGAGAGUGGGAGCACCUUGUCUGACCAGGACCUCCGUGCUGAAGUGGACACAUUCAUGUUUGCGGGCCAUGACACCACAGCCAGCGGCAUCUCCUGGGUCCUCUAUGCUCUGGCCACUCACCCAGAGCAUCAGCAGAGGUGCCGGGAGGAAAUCCAGAGUCUCCUGGGGGAUGGCACCUCCAUCUCCUGGGAACAUCUGGACCAGAUGCCCUACACCACCAUGUGCAUCAAGGAGGCCCUGAGACUCUACCCUCCAGUACCUGUCAUUACCAGAGACCUCAGCAAACCCAUCACCUUCCCUGAUGGGCGCUCCUUGCCCAAAGGUAUCUCGGUCUCACUGUCCUUUUAUGCCCUUCACCACAACCCGAAGGUGUGGCCAAACCCAGAGGUGUUUGACCCUUCCCGCUUUGCACCAGGUUCUACUCGACAUAGUCACGCUUUCCUGCCCUUCUCAGCAGGGUCUAGGAACUGCAUUGGGAAACACUUUGCCAUGAAUGAGCUGAAGGUGGCUGUGGCCCUGAUCCUGCUCCGCUUUGAGCUGCUGCCAGAUCCCUCCAGGGUCCCCAUCCCAAUGGCAUGUAUCGUGUUGACAGCCAAAAAUGGAAUCCACCUGCAUCUCAAGAAGCUCGGCUAACCCUGGUGGGGAGAAAGACAGGCUAUGAGGCCUCCUACUGGCUAUCUGGCCUUCUUGUCCCCUGCUCUGGUCCCUAGCCCACCU